This is a messenger RNA of Funneliformis caledonium, 222 nucleotides long. The record is from the annotation of a GenBank genome assembly. NCBI's taxonomy places the organism in Eukaryota, Fungi, Glomeromycota, Glomeromycetes, Glomerales, Glomeraceae.
AUGGGUAAACUUGAAGAUGACCUCACUGAACUCAAGAAAUGUUACGAUAAUGAUUUAAUGACUAAGCAGGAUUAUGAUGAUGCUCGUAGAAAUAGACUUGGCCUCAAACAAGCAGAUAAAUCAUGGUGGGAAAAAUUUCUCGAGCGUUGCCAUAGUUCUAUAGCAGGCACGAUUGAUUCCAUCCUUAGUCUUUUUACUGGACAAAGAUUAAUCAAAAAUUAA